Molecule: messenger RNA, 742 nt
Organism: Andrographis paniculata
Lineage: Eukaryota; Viridiplantae; Streptophyta; Magnoliopsida; Lamiales; Acanthaceae
Exons: 3
Coding region: 253-495 (80 amino acids)
Biological process (GO): mitochondrial translation
Molecular function (GO): structural constituent of ribosome
Source: RefSeq, a predicted model, not a curated record
UUACCCUAAUUUUCACUCAUUUCUCCCUUCAACCGCGACCGUCGUUCCCAUCCCAGCAGCGAUCGACGCCACCAGCCGCCGCUGCCUUGCCGCGUCGACUAACCGCCGGCGAGGCUUACCGUCGCCCUCAGCCGCCGCUCUUCGGAGCCACUUCCUCCGACCGACGCCGCCCUUUCUCACCAGCAGCUCCGCCUCGAACCGUCGAGUUCACCUUCCUCUUCUUCUUGUAUUCGGUUUAUUAAAUAGGUAAAGAUGGGCCGAAAGGCCGGAACCUUGUACAUCAAUCCAAAGAAAUUUGGGAAUCUUCAAAAACCUUGUGUAAGAGAGAUGGUUUCAUUUCUCCAGUGUUUGACACUUAGCCAAAACAGCGACGCAAGAUGCAGCCGGCAAAAGUCACUUCUGAGUGCCUGCAUGGAUGCUCAGACCGGCAACAAACGAAAGCCUUGGGGUAGCAUUAAUUAUCAUCUUCAGAGGCUUAAUCGCGGAGGCAAGUAAGGCUUUAAUCCUUACUUUUAUCGCAAUUUAUUAUGCCGUCGAUAUUACAAACUACAUGGCUUCUUCAUUAAACACAAACAAGAACUUGUCUGAAUUUGAGCUCAUGUUUCUUGCAGCUAGAGCUUGUUUUCUCUUUUUUUAUUUGUUUUUUUUUUUUUUAAGUUCUUGUUUUGAUAUAAUAAUAGUAUCAUGUAGUGAGUUAAAUUCAAAGUUUUGUCUAUGGUAUUGAAUUAGUUUGAUCGUUGGA